This is a messenger RNA of Necator americanus (New World hookworm), 1149 nucleotides long. RefSeq lists its product as uncharacterized. The transcript has 10 exons. NCBI's taxonomy places the organism in Eukaryota, Metazoa, Nematoda, Chromadorea, Rhabditida, Ancylostomatidae. Gene Ontology annotation, cellular component: membrane. The coding region runs from base 1 to 1149 and encodes 382 amino acids. The record is from RefSeq and is a predicted model, not a curated record.
AUGCGCGCUCUAAUACUUGUGUUCCUUGUUGGACAGAUUUAUGCAUCCGUCUACUGGGACGAGUAUGAGUUGUGCCGCAAUGACUCCGACUAUGGGAACUCCACGUUGGUCUGCGAUCCAUCGCAUCGGUUAGCGAAUACAACGGCAAGCAAACUGACCGAUAUGCUGUGGAAAUUGCAGGAACGAGUGGGGUGCGAAUGUGUGGAUGGAUGCCGUCGAGAGAACGGUCGAGACGAAUUUAUCGGAUUACUUCACGUAACAAACAGCAAAAAUACUGAUGAUCUGAAAGCGGAUAUGGAACGUGAGUACACGAAUGCAAAAUUGGGCAAUGCCAGCUGUGAUCAUGGUCUUCUUCUUGUUUAUCUGAAAGACACACAAAAGUUGGCCACAUUUCGUGGCGGCGACUCUUUCGUAUUGCUAACCGACGAGGAUAUGGAGAAAUUGCACGACCUCGCAUCUAAGGCACAGGGCUCAGACGCUGACAAUACCUUAGCAUUGCAAUUUUUACUAAGCAAUUAUAAGGAUGUUGUCUCAAAUCCUGUACAAAGAGCGGAGUCGUGGCUGCCAAUUAUUGGUCUUAUUGUUGCCGUUCUGAUCGUACUAUGCAUUACCGGUAUAUUACUGUCGAUGUUUUUGGCGAGAUUUUGUUGUUGUUGUGCGAAACGUAACAAGGAUGUUUAUCACGUAAAUACUCUACCAUCAUAUAAGACAGUGGAGCCGCUUUACGUUGUCACACCACCUGGACGUCCACUAUUACCCGAUCAGAUCUACUCAACACCAUAUUCUGGUAGUCCUCUACCGUAUCCUCCACCACCAGGUGCAAGCGUUCCAGUUACACCUACAUCCACAUUUAGACAUGCGGUAAAUCUUGAAACACCGACUAUGAAGAAGCCUCAUACACGCAGUGAGCCCGGCUCUUUGCGACGUGCUCCUGGAUCCGAGUAUUCUGCUCCCGGUGGCGUAUACGCGCCUCCACAAGUAACACCUCCAAUGAUGUUACCACCUACGGAACUUUAUGGAACAAUACCUCGUGCCACUCUUCUUCCACGUAACGGUCAACCAGCAUCACCGCAAGACCCGAAGGAUCUCCCAUUUUUGGAUCCAAAUCGAAAGCAGGAGACACAAACAAGAGAGGAAUUAAUUUACUAA